Molecule: messenger RNA, 1011 nt
Organism: Capronia epimyces CBS 606.96
Lineage: Eukaryota; Fungi; Ascomycota; Eurotiomycetes; Chaetothyriales; Herpotrichiellaceae
Exons: 1
Coding region: 1-1011 (336 amino acids)
Biological process (GO): mRNA splicing, via spliceosome
Cellular component (GO): post-mRNA release spliceosomal complex; U2-type spliceosomal complex
Source: RefSeq, a predicted model, not a curated record
AUGCAAGGCUUCAACAUGGGACGCUAUGUCCCGCCGGAGCUGGAAGGAUCGGUGUCGUUCAAUGCCGCCUCGGGCAAGGGCCACGCGCUCGGCAACCGCGCGCGGAAGUUGAAGAGCGAAGGGAUCCUCACGGUUCGAUUCGAAUGCCCGUUCGCCAUCUGGUGCACCCACUGUAACCCCGAGCAUAUUAUCGGCCAGGGCGUGCGGUUCAACGCGGAGAAGAAGAAGGUGGGCCACUACUACAGCACUCCGAUCUGGAGCUUCCGCUUCAAGCAUACCGUGUGUGGCGGGUGGAUCGAGGUGCACACCGAUCCGCAGAAUGCAGAGUAUCUGGUCGUGGAUGGCGGUCGGAGGAGGGACACUGGCGAGGACAAACUCCUCGACGGCGAGAUCCGACUCGGCGUCUCCGAGGAAGACAAGCAACGGCUCGAGCGCGACGGCGGGUUCGGCGCGCUGGAAAAGAAGGUGCACGACAAAACGCUGUUCCUCGGCCAAAAGGAGAGGUUGGACCAGUUGGUGGCGGCCAGCGAGCGAGACUGGGCCGAUCCCUACGAACGAAGCAAGAAGCUGCGGACCGAGUUUCGAGUUGGGAGACGGAAACGACAGGCAGACGAAAAGACAGGCGAGGCGCUCAAGGACAAGUUUGGCCUCGAGGUCGACAUGCUGAGCGAGCUGCCCGAGGACGGCGAACGGGCCAAGUACGUGGAUUUCGGUCAGCAGAUGGAACCCUCCAGCACCUCGAAGCCCAUGUUUCCGUCCCCGAUGCGCGGCCUGCCCGCGAGAUUCAAGCCCCAUUCGGAACUGGACCAAAGGGAACUCUUGCAAACUCAGUUGGCUGCCAAUACUCGCCUCGCGGCAGAUCCUUUCCUGCGUGAACAGGACCUGUGGGAACCCCGGACUAAACGGAAAAGGGACGAGGAGGAAAAGGAAAGGGUGCACGGCAAAGUUGCAAAAACACAGUCACGGACACAGAGCCUGGCGUUGGUUGCUUAUGAUUCUGAUUCAUCAUGA